UUCUACGACACAUCGAUCGAUCAGCCAGCUGCUGUCUUGUUGUCCCUGGAUCACUUGCAAUCGAGACUCAUGGCAGCGACGCCGAGAACGAGAGGCGCCACCGCUCUCCUGCCACUGCUCCUCCUCCUCGUUGCCGCCGCCAACAGUACCAGCCAUGCCGCCACAUUGAACAUCACCAACCUAUGCUCCUUCACCGUGUGGCCAGCCGCCGCGCCGGUGGGUGGCGGCGUGCGGCUCGACCCAGGCAAGUCGUGCCCGCUCGACGUGCCCGCGGGCACCGGCGCUGGCCGGGUGUGGCCGCGCACGGGCUGCAGGUUCGACGCCAACGGCAACGGGUCGUGCCAGACGGGCGACUGCGGCGGCGCGCUGUCCUGCAAGAGAAACGGCGAUCCGCCUCUGACGCUCGCCGAGUUCUCCAUCGGCCAGCUUAACAGCCAGGACUUCUUCGACAUCUCCCUCGUCGACGGCUUCAACGUGCCCAUGGACUUCCUCCCAGCGCCGGAGCCGAGACAGGCCGGAGCGCCGCGGUGCAGCAAGGGGCCGCACUGCCAGGCCAACGUCACGGCGCAGUGCCCCGACGAGCUCAAGGCGCCUGGAGGCUGCAACAGCGCGUGCAAUGUGUUCAGGCAGGACAAGUACUGCUGCACUGGCAGCGGCAGCGGAAAUGGCACCUGCGAGCCCACCACCUACUCCCUGUCCUUCGUGAGGAUGUGCCCCGAUGCCUACAGCUACUCCAGGGACGCUGAUUCCAGCACCACCUUCACUUGCCCAUCAGGGACCAACUACCAGAUCAUCUUCUGCCCUCCAGCUGAUAUGACUUCUUCGUCUCCGACUCCACCCAAUCCACCCAUUGCGAUCGGUCCUCCAGGCAUGGAAUCCUCAUCCAAAAGAGGAGGUAGGGUGGUUGCUGCCAUCGUAUCUUCUGUGAUCGGCUCCACUGCAGCAUUCGCCAUUGUUAUCGCUUACGUCAUGAUCAAACGAAGAACACGGCGGCAUAGGGAGAUGCAGGACGAGGAACAAGAGUUUGAGGAGCUGCCCCUUCAAGGAAUGCCAAGAAGGUUCACAUUUCAGAAGCUACAAGAAGCAACCGACCAAUUCAGUCACAAGCUCGGUGAAGGUGGAUUUGGGUCUGUUUUCAUGGGAGAUAUUGGAGGUGAAAGAGUUGCUGUAAAACGCUUGGAUCGAAGUGGUCAGGGAAUGAGAGAAUUUUUGGCAGAGGUUCAGACAAUCGGCAGCAUUCACCACAUCAAUCUAGUGAGGCUGGUUGGCUUCUGUGCAGAGAAAUCACAAAGGCUUUUGGUUUAUGAGUAUAUGCCCAAAGGAUCCUUGGAAAGGUGGAUCUAUCACCAGCAAGGCAUUGAUUCUCCUGCUCUAGAUUGGUGGACACGACACAAGAUUAUUACUCAAGUAUCCAAGGGUCUCUCGUACCUUCAUGAGGAGUGCACAAAGAGAAUUGCUCACUUGGAUGUAAAACCACAAAACAUCCUCCUAGAUGACAACUUCAAUGCUAAAAUUUCUGACUUUGGACUAUGCAAGCUCAUUGAUCGAGAUAAGAGCCAAGUGAUUACCAGAAUGAGAGGCACACCUGGCUAUUUAGCUCCUGAAUGGCUGACAUCUCACAUCACGGAAAAGGCUGAUGUCUAUAGCUUUGGCAUCGUAGUCAUGGAAAUCAUCAGUGGAAGAAAGAACCUUGACACUUCCAGGUCUGAACAGAGUAACCAUCUAAUUACCUUAUUGCAAGAAAAAGUAAAGAGUGAUCAGUUGGUAGAUUUGAUUGACAAGCACAGCAAUGAAAUGCAAGCACAUGAGCAAGAAGUAAUUGACAUGAUGAAACUGGCAAUGUGGUGUUUGCAGAUUGAUUGCAAAAGAAGGCCUCAAAUGUCUGAGGUUGUCAAAGUCUUGGAAGGUGCCAUAAGUAUCAACACUGACAUAGACCAUAACUUCGUCGCAACAAAUCCAGUAAGCUUUGGUGUUACUGGAACUGCGGAUUCAGAUCCCCCUCUAGCCUCUGAUGUAUCAGGCCCCAGGUGAAAGAGGCCAUUGUAAUGGCAUUAUAUCUUGCAAUGAUUUAAAUUCUCGAAUAUUGCAAACUCUAUUCAAUC
Messenger RNA from Oryza brachyantha (malo sina), 2102 nucleotides. RefSeq names its product PR5-like receptor kinase. Gene Ontology annotation, molecular function: protein kinase activity; ATP binding. NCBI's taxonomy places the organism in Eukaryota, Viridiplantae, Streptophyta, Magnoliopsida, Poales, Poaceae. The coding region runs from base 70 to 2031 and encodes 653 amino acids. Gene Ontology annotation, biological process: protein phosphorylation. The record is from RefSeq and is a predicted model, not a curated record. The transcript has a single exon.